CCUUUCCCUCCAGCCUGCCCAGAACAAAGAGGCUCUUUCACACCCUUGUCCCGGCGUCCCGGGCCUUCUCUGACUCAGAAGCUAGUGGACCUGGGGAGAGGGGGCCUUUGUCGCGUCCCCUUGCCCCCAGGCGACUGGGCCCGAGGAACCCGCGUGGGGCCAGCGUGGGGGAGUAAGGGGCGAGGCCCGGGACCAGGGGGAGGGGCCUGUGAGCUGGGGCCGCCCCUGGGAUUAGCCCGGCCUUCGGGGACAGCUCGGAGGAGCUGGGGCGGAGCCGCAGGGCCUGGCGGCCGCCGAGUAGAGUGUGACUCCGUGGGCCUGGCGUGGAGGCGGGGGCGCUAGGCUGCAGCUGGCUCGGAAUUGGGGCUGGUUUCCUGUCUGGAAGGGAAGGGGCCUGCAGAAGGGAGCGGGGACAGCAGCAGACAGGCACACCCCUGCCUUCCUCUCUCCCUCUCCUCCCUUCUCUGGAAAAGCGAGCUGGGAGAACAGCUGCCACCAAAGCGAGACUGGACACUCUGUGCCUAGAGCCCCCUCUGCAGCUGGCCUUUCCUCCUGGGACCCCACUCAUCCUCACUUCGCUUUCCUUUUCUUCCCUGCCUGGCUCCCGGCAGGGCCCCGGAGCAGCAGUGGGCGAGGAAAAUUUGUCACAGCAGCCAGAGGGGUUUAACAGGAGUGCAGAGGGAUAAGGGCAGCCUCUGCCCUCUGCCCAAGAGCUGGCCACCUCUUUAAAGACUGAGGGAACAGUGGGAGGAGGAACUGUGGGACAGUGUGGUACCUAUCUGUCCCCCCUCUGGAGGGGUUGACAAGGGAAAGGGCACCGGGGGGCACAGAGAUGCAGGACAGAUUGCACAUCCUGGAGGACCUGAAUAUGCUCUACAUUCGGCAGAUGGCACUCAGCCUGGAGGACACGGAGUUGCAGAGGAAGCUAGACCAUGAGAUCCGGAUGAGGGAAGGGGCCUGUAAGCUGCUGGCAGCCUGCUCCCAGCGAGAGCAGGCUCUGGAGGCCACCAAGAGCCUGCUAGUGUGCAACAGCCGCAUCCUCAGCUACAUGGGCGAGCUGCAGCGGCGCAAGGAGGCGCAGGUGCUGGGGAAGACAAGCCGGCGGCCUUCUGACAGUGGCCCGCCCGCUGAGCGCUCCCCCUGCCGCGGCCGGGUCUGCAUCUCUGACCUCCGGAUUCCACUCAUGUGGAAGGACACAGAAUAUUUCAAGAACAAAGGUGACUUGCACCGCUGGGCUGUGUUCCUGCUGCUGCAGCUGGGGGAACACAUCCAGGACACAGAGAUGAUCCUAGUGGACAGGACCCUCACAGACAUCUCCUUUCAGAGCAAUGUGCUCUUCGCUGAGGCGGGGCCAGACUUUGAACUGCGGUUAGAGCUGUAUGGGGCCUGUGUGGAAGAAGAGGGGGCCCUGACUGGCGGCCCCAAGAGGCUUGCCACCAAACUCAGCAGCUCCCUGGGCCGCUCCUCAGGGAGGCGUGUCCGGGCAUCGCUGGACAGUGCUGGGGGUUCAGGGAGCAGUCCCAUCUUGCUCCCCACCCCAGCUGUUGGUGGUCCUCGUUACCACCUCUUGGCUCACACCACACUCACCCUGGCAGCAGUGCAAGAUGGAUUCCGCACACAUGACCUCACCCUUGCCAGUCAUGAGGAGAACCCUGCCUGGCUGCCCCUUUAUGGUAGCGUGUGUUGCCGUCUGGCAGCUCAGCCUCUCUGCAUGACUCAGCCCACUGCAAGUGGUACCCUCAGGGUGCAGCAAGCUGGGGAGAUGCAGAACUGGGCACAAGUGCAUGGAGUUCUGAAAGGCACAAACCUCUUCUGUUACCGGCAACCUGAGGAUGCAGACACUGGGGAAGAGCCGCUGCUUACUAUUGCUGUCAACAAGGAGACUCGAGUCCGGGCAGGGGAGCUGGACCAGGCUCUAGGACGGCCCUUCACCCUAAGCAUCAGUAACCAGUAUGGGGAUGAUGAGGUGACACACACCCUUCAGACAGAAAGUCGGGAAGCCCUGCAGAGCUGGAUGGAGGCUCUGUGGCAGCUUUUCUUUGACAUGAGCCAGUGGAAGCAAUGCUGUGAUGAAAUCAUGAAAAUUGAAACUCCUGCUCCCCGGAAACCACCCCAAGCACUGGCAAAGCAGGGGUCCUUGUACCAUGAGAUGGCUAUUGAGCCGCUGGAUGACAUCGCAGCGGUGACAGACAUCCUGACCCAGCGGGAGGGCGCAAGGCUGGAGACACCCCCACCCUGGCUGGCAAUGUUUACAAACCAGCCUGCCCUGCCUAACCCCUGCUCGCCUGCCUCAGUGGCCCCAGCCCCAGCCUGGACCCACCCCCUGCCCUGGGGGAGACCCCGAACCUUUUCCCUGGAUGCUGUCCCCCCAGACCACUCCCCUAGGGCUCGCUCGGUUGCCCCCCUCCCACCUCAGCGAUCCCCACGGACCAGAGGCCUCUGCAGCAAAGGCCAACCUCGCACUUGGCUCCAGUCACCAGUGUGAGAGAGAAAGGUGCUGGCAUAGGAUCUGCCCAGAAGAGAAAAUGACCCAUGCGCAGUUGGGCUCUGGAUACGGCGCUGUCUAUAGCAAGUUGGCCAGUCUGGCCUCCUGUUCCUCUGCUGGACCUGGGGUAGGCUGCAGGGGUGGGCAGAAGCCCCUCUUAAAUUGUGGUUGCCAUGGUACCGAGGGACUCAUUCCUGGGGCUCGCUGGGACCUCCCUAAACCCUUCCUGGAAGAAAACUGGAACCAACUCUGCCCUACCUCCCUGCACUAACCAGCUUUGAGGAUGGCACUGAAGAACCCUUGGAGCAAACAUACCUCCCUUGUGACUCCCACAUCAACCAUUAAAGUUAUUUAACAGCA
Pan troglodytes (chimpanzee) is the source of this 2845-nucleotide messenger RNA. It is a transcript of the gene RTKN, whose product is annotated as rhotekin. The record is from RefSeq and is a predicted model, not a curated record. The coding region runs from base 833 to 2485 and encodes 550 amino acids. The transcript has 13 exons. NCBI's taxonomy places the organism in Eukaryota, Metazoa, Chordata, Mammalia, Primates, Hominidae. Gene Ontology annotation, molecular function: GTPase inhibitor activity. Gene Ontology annotation, cellular component: actomyosin contractile ring. Gene Ontology annotation, biological process: actomyosin contractile ring assembly; mitotic cytokinesis; septin ring organization.